Annulohypoxylon truncatum is the source of this 1848-nucleotide messenger RNA. RefSeq lists its product as uncharacterized. The record is from RefSeq and is a predicted model, not a curated record. The transcript is spliced from 2 exons. The coding region runs from base 379 to 1686 and encodes 435 amino acids. Gene Ontology annotation, cellular component: nucleus; cytosol. Gene Ontology annotation, molecular function: RNA 7-methylguanosine cap binding; mRNA binding. Lineage: Eukaryota; Fungi; Ascomycota; Sordariomycetes; Xylariales; Hypoxylaceae.
CUUCUAAGCACCCGCAUGCGGAGUUAGUCAGCUACACUAGCCAAAAAUAGUACUUCGAUAUUGUAUCUUUAACAUUUGAGAGCUUCAAUUGUUCAGCCUCCAUUUUACAACAACCACUACAUACCUACUCACAUGCUGGGUUGGAUAGACCGCGCACACUCUAUUAUUAAAUGCAGUAGAAAGGACUGCAAACAUUAUUCCAUUCACACGUAUUACAGCUCUACCUACUUUUAUCUACACAAUCAUUUUCAUCUCGUCUAGAGGUUCGGGCUCUUAAUUUUAGAGCUUCGUUCCGUUGCGAUAGUCUCGUCCAUAAUCGUAUUAGCAUAUCCGCCAAACAACGUACAUUUGCAGAAAAGACAGCCCGACCUAGACGCAAUGGACACGAUGGAUCUCGAUGUUGAGAUGGACGUGGAUGUGGACCUCGUGCCUGACGAGCCAAUAAUUCCGGAACCUGAGCUGCAAGAUACCCCUGGAAAUCGCUCACCCGGUGAAGUAGACGACGUAGCCGACGAUGAUACUCUGGUACCUAGCAAAGUCCACAUAAGAGGCCUCGAUGUCAUGAACCCGGACGACGUCAAAUCUUACGUUGCCGAGCAUUUCCCGGACGAAACCGUGAGAAAGAUAGAAUGGAUAGACGAUUCUUCGGCCAAUCUUCUGUUCAGUUCAGAUUCGGUAGCGGCGCGCGCUCUUAGCUCUUUAACAGUCGAAGACGUCCAAGACGUUACCCAACUUCCCCCACGGAAAACAAUAGCUGCCAAGCCGUUCUCGAAGAAGCCGGAGGUCACACUACAAAUACGAUUAGCUGUGGUGGCUGAUAAGAAGCAGGCAGGCGCCGCUUCGAGAAGCAGGUUCUACCUUUUAAACCCCGGAUACGAUCCGGAGGAGCGAUGGCGGCGGAGUGAGGCUAGGAGAUAUCGCGACCGGGAUGGCGACAGCUAUGGUCGCAGGCGAACAAGAGAGUCCCGGUACCAAGAGGUUGAGGAUCAUUUUGAUGUCAGUCUUUACGAUGAUGACGAAGCCACAUUAUCCAAUCGAGCACUGCAAUCACGACCUCGCCGCAGGCAAUCAUAUGCGUCGGAUACAAGUGAUGACACACGGGGGAGAGAUUCGUACCAGAGUGAAAAUCGGGGCAAGGAAUUGUUUCCCGGAAUUUCGAGCGGUAGGAGUGGGUCUCAACGGCAGCGGUCAGCUUCUCCUCGUGGUCGGGACGGAGAUGAAGUGAUGGGUGAAACUACGAACGGCGGUUCGGCGAAUCGAAAUCGUGACAGAGCACGCGCGAUAAAGAGCCGGAUAUCUCGCACCAAUCGGGCUAGGGAGCUUUUCCCAGAUGAGCCAACAUCCAAGGCGGGACGUCUCGGAGAUGACAUAGAGGAUGCAACUACCUUGUUAUCGAAAGGAAUCAUGCUUCCACUAAUGGAUGGAAGCAACGACGCGCCGAAGACUGCGGCCCGAAAACUAGAAGAUAGGAUUAUGCUCCCGGGGAGGGGCCAGGGCUUCAGCAUUCGUGGCACGGCAAGCCAGAGAAGCACGGAGCAGGGCUUCGCAAUCAAGGGAAAUGCAGGCAAGACAGCGAAAGAGUUGUUUCCCGAAAAGCUUGGUGUCAAUUCGGGGAAGGAGCUAUUCGCGGACAGGCUCGAGGGUAGAUUACGGCAAAGGCAGAGAGCAGGUGAUCUAUUUGACUGAUUAGGAGCUACGAAAGGUUCUCUAUGCUAUCCUUUCUGGGAUAUCCAUGGCGAUAGGAAAGAAAGGAAAAGGUAUGCCGGCAUUGCGUUAGUCUUGCUUUAUACCACUAGACAAUUCAUCCCACGAGGUUUCUUAAAAAGAAUGAGCCUUCCAGAUUUAAAG